Rhizopus microsporus ATCC 52813 is the source of this 1229-nucleotide messenger RNA. RefSeq names its product ribosome production factor 2. Gene Ontology annotation, cellular component: nucleolus. Lineage: Eukaryota; Fungi; Mucoromycota; Mucoromycetes; Mucorales; Rhizopodaceae. Gene Ontology annotation, molecular function: rRNA binding. Gene Ontology annotation, biological process: ribosomal large subunit assembly; maturation of LSU-rRNA from tricistronic rRNA transcript (SSU-rRNA, 5.8S rRNA, LSU-rRNA). The transcript is spliced from 4 exons. The record is from RefSeq and is a predicted model, not a curated record. Bases 128 to 1048 code for a protein of 306 amino acids.
AAAUAAGCCACUGUGACUUUAUUUCUUUCUCUGUGUUGCACUUUCUCUCUUUCCUUUCUAUUUUGAUAGAUUUAAUUUUUUAUAUAAUUUCAGUUACCUUUUUCUUCUUUUCCCUACAUCUUUCUAAAUGUUGCGUACAGUUAAGCCUAAAAAUGCUCGCUCCAAGCGUUUCUUGAAGAAUCGUGAAGCAAAAGUACAUGAAAAUCCCAAAAAUACUUUAAUCAUCAAAGGAUCUACAACAAGUCAAGUAAUCAAUGAUGCCUUGAAAGAUCUGUAUGCUUUGAAACGGCCCAAUGCUAUCCACUUUUCCAAAAAGAAUGAGAUCAAGCCAUUUGAAGACGAACAAAAACUCGAAUUCUUUUCAACUAAAAACGAUUGUGCACUUUUAGUUAUUGGAACGCAUUCCAAAAAGAGACCACAUAACUUAACAUUUGUUCGUAUGUUUAAUCAUCAACUAUUAGACAUGUAUGAGCUUGGUAUCGAAAAUGCUCAAUGCAUGGGCUCUAUUCCUGGACCUAAAUGUUCUUUGGGAUUAAAGCCCUUGAUGAUUUUCAAUGGUGAAAAGUUCGAUACAGACACAACCUAUAAACAUUUGAAGAGCUUCUUUUUAGACUUUUUCAAUGGUGAAGUGACAUCCGCUAUCAACUUGGCCGGUCUUGAACAUGUGAUCAGUAUAACGGCUACACCUGAUGAUAAUCGAAUCUUAUUCCGUACAUAUUUGGUGCAAAUGAAAAAGAGUGGAGUAAAGACGCCUCGUGUCGAAUUGGAAGAUAUGGGCCCUCACUACGACUUUGUGAUCAAGCGAACUUCAUUGCCCAAGUCUGAAAUGUGGUCUCAAGCUGUCAAGGUACCCAAGGAGCUUAAGCCAAAGAAGGUCAAGAAUCUCGAAAAGGAUGAGAUGGGUGAUACUUAUGGACGUAUCCAUCUUGGCAAGCAAGACUUUAACAAGAUUCAGACAAGAAAGAUGAAGGGUUUGAAAAAGAGAGCAGGAGAAGAUGAGGAUGAGGAUGAUGAAGAUGCAUCUCCAGCAAAGAAACCAAAGGUUUAGAUAGAUUUUGUUUUUGCUUUUUAUCUUCUCCUCUUCCAACAGAAAAAGGAAAUAUAAAUAAAGCUGUAAAAUGUAAAUAGUUAAACAAAAAUAAUCCGUUGAUAUGUGUGUAUGUGUGUAUGCAUGUCUGUUAUAAAGAGUGGGAGGUUUUUAUUACUACUACUACUACUACUAUUAUUAU